Molecule: messenger RNA, 4031 nt
Organism: Porites evermanni
Lineage: Eukaryota; Metazoa; Cnidaria; Anthozoa; Scleractinia; Poritidae
Source: the annotation of a GenBank genome assembly
AUGAAAUUAAGAAUCGUAAUCAAUGUAUUAUUCAUCUUACAAAUUUUUCGCGCUGCCAUAUUAUCUGAGGGAGUUCUUAAGAAAAAUAUCAAACACAAAUCGAGAGAAUUUUCAAGGAUUCACACAUCUGGACAGAAGAAUGGUGACUUAAGAGAAAACUACGUCUUGAAGAAGACGUCUGACAAAGUACACUUAGCAGGGAGCAUGUCAAGGUAAGGGGAACAUUACAUGAUUUAUUUUUAGUUUUAAAAGUGUCCUAAAGGGUUGUUUCAGACUUGCACUAAAAGGCAAUUUACUGUCAACGUUUUCGCAGUUUUCUGUGCAAAAAAAAAAAGAAAUAAUGAAGUACUUACCGUGUCGCAAUUUGGCAUUCUAGGCCGUGGAAUAAGAUCUCUGCCAUCCAACAGGAUAACGAGUUGCUAUGUUGAAUUACAGUCUCUUCAUCAGAGGGUUACUCCCAAAAUGCGUUUUGUCGGCAGAGGAAAAACAACCACUUAAGAUUAAUGGAAUAUGAGCGAUUUUUAAAUUUUGGAGCAUUUGAAGUGUUUGUUGACUUUAAAGUAACCAUAUCUUCCACCUGACGUGACUAUUGUUGGCCUAUCUUCUCAACAGACAUAGAUCGCUGACCUGUGGUAAAUGGCACUGUCUAACUUACCUGGUAACCUUCAAAGAGAACGUCAUCUCAAAUUUAUUUAGCAAUAGUUAAUAAAGAUGUUAGAAUAUUCCGUUUAAACUAAUUGAAAGUAAAUGCACACUUGUGUGUCUUUCUCUGCAGUCUAACGAUUUUGAAAAUAUGUCUUUGUUUAAAAAAAAUUUUUGAAAGAGACCGUGACUCUUUCAAAGAAUUCAAUAACUAUAAAGCAAAAGCUUCUGAAGCUUAGAAUGAAACAUUACUCGCCAAAUAGAUAUCAAAUCUAUACUCGGAACCCACACGGGGUCUGAUCAUGAAGGAUGAUGGGAGUGUGUUAUAGUUCAGUGGCGGAUCCAGAUCUUCAGAUAAGAGAGAGGUGGGGGGGGGGCAGUCAUCCAGACACUGAGAAAAGGGGGAGUAGUCUCCAAAGAUAUUUUUUCGGCCCUUCGGGCCUCAGUUUGCUCUGAAAAUAAGGGGGGGGGGCGGGCCCCCCUGACCCCUCGCCUGGAUCCGCCACUAUAGUUUGGUCUCCCCAUAUAAGAUAAUCAGGAUUCCGGAUACCUGGGGUUUGGACUCCUGGGAUCCCGAAUUCAGCUCAAGGAAUCUAGGAUCCCAUUAACAAGGAAUCAGAAAUCCAGCAACUGGAAUUAGGAAUUUAAAGUAUAGAAUCCAGAAUCUGUGUAGCUGACUGUCUUGGGUUAAAUUACAUGGGGCUGAGUUUGGAGAGCCGACGUAGGGGUAUUCAAAACGUGCUAUAAUGAAUAGACAUUUUAUAAUAAGAAUGUGUGCCAAUGCUUUUGCAUCUCUUGCUUUUCCCAUACCUAUCCCGGUCCACCACAAACCAUUCCCAGUCAUUUUUCACACCAGACUCCUCAUAUUCCUCUAGGGAGAAGUUACACUGCUGGUCAUUGGCUACCUGCAGUUUUGUAAUAAAUAUCAAUACAUACUCAUGUGUACAAAUCUUCAUUUCUCAACGUCAAUAAUUGGCUUUACGCGGUAACAAGUAUUAAUACAUACGUAUGCUUACAGUCAUAAUUCUCUGCAUUUGUAUUUUCAGACCAGAAUGCAUCGGUGACGGAUGUCGUAACAAUUAUCUACGAAAAGGAAAAUCCAGAAGAUGCGGUUAGUUUAGGUGUAAUACUCAUUUUGAUGGUUCAAUUCAAAUUUAUUUUAGAUUUCUGGAGUAGUAAGACUCGGCUUCUGUUUUGUUUAAGACUUUGUCAAGAAAACGCGCGAACAGCCAGUCGCAUAGCUGUUGUAAUUAAAGCAGAAAUUUUUUUCAUUUGCAUAUAUGUGUCCUUUGUGUUUGUGACGCACAAAAUUUAUUUUCCUUUUCGGUUGGCACUAGCUAUUAUGCUAUCUAUCGUUUUUCAAUGCCAGCGACUUUGGCUACACAAUUGGCACUUAAUACAAUUUUGUGAUAUUUGGCAGACUGAGCAGUGUACUUUUCUUUUAAAUUUGUGUAGAACAAAUCGCAUUCUUAGUUAUCCAAACCUCAUAUUCAAACAGGAACAGCGGGGCACAUAACGUUUUGACUCUCGCCUUAAACACGUUUAGCUGUAUUGUUUUUACAGGAUGCCAUGUUUGUCAUAAGAUUCAGCCUUGUGUUGGCGGUCAGUGUGCGCCACCUUGUGACUGUGACUGUCACUGUUGUCAUAAUAUAUUUGAAGGAGGUUUGUCAAUUGUCAUCCGCAUGAACAUGCAUGUUGUCACAAAUAAAUUGACGACUUAGACAUUGAAUGGUUGCUGAAGAGUAGAGUGUCAUCUCGCUCCACGUAAGGGAGUCCGGGAAAUUUUUGCCUGUGCAAUCCGGAAUCCGAGAAAUUUGAGUUGCGGAAACCAGAAUUCUGGGCUUUGGAAUCCGCAAUACAAUUCUAGGUCACUUGCGAUUAGAAUCCGGAAUCCAAGUUCCAUCGACAAAGAAUCCCAACCUCCAGUACCUGGAAUCCGGAAUCCACGGCGUGGAAUCCAGAAUCCAAGACUGUUUUAAAUUUCCUCACAUGGAGCGAGUCAUCAAUUUCGAACAAAUUCCAGGUUGUAGUUGGUAGCUUCAUCCGGCAGGGUUAAAAUACAGUGAAUUCUGUUACUAUCCACUAUUCCUGCCUUCAAAUAGAUGAUGAUAUUGUGGUUCUAACUUCUCAAAUUUUCUUGAAUGAACCUCGUGGUCUUUUAGACGACACAUUCAUGCAUGAAAAGGCACUGGCAUGUAAUUUAGUCCUGAGUACUUAUUCAUGAUUAAAAGAAAUAACAUCAAUGACACUGUCUCUUCAAGGCUAAGCUGUACAAUGGGAGAUAUUUUCCGGAUUCCUCAAGAAUUCGAAACAUUUUGGUACUAGAUUCGUUUAACCGGUUACACGAAAUAUCAUGCGUGAAUCCGAAAUAAAAACGUUGAUCCAGGCCUGGUGGCGAAUACUUAUUAAUCAAAUAAAUGUUACCAAUCCAAAUAUAAUAAAUGCAGAAGAUCCGGAAAUAUCCCCAUCAGUGUAAGUCUAGCCUGAAUAUCAUGAUAUUGGCAUGCGGCAUGAAAUUGAUGAAGUCCAUAAUACAGUUUGUUAUCAGCGAGUACCACUUUAGAUUACCUUCAACCAUUAACCUUUAGUUUAUAUUAGAUAUUUGUUUAAAGUUUAUGCAUCAGGAUCUUCAAAAAUCUGCUGAAAUUAUUUAAGGAGCACUCUGGUCUUGUAUACUAGCUUUAGUGAUGAAACUGCAUCAAGAUAACAAAUACAUGACUUAUUGUCUUUUUAUUUGAAGAGAAGUAGUCAAUAAAUUUCGUUUAAACACUGGACGAAAUCUCAGGAUAUUUUUAUUUCACACUUACUCAGCCGACGUAUCUAACAUUUCUCUCUAUGUACAUCUUUCCUCCUCCCCCAGUGUCAAGACUUGAGUUUUUUAGAAAUGGGUAAUACUUGAAUUUAUAUUCCGACGGUAGCAACGUAAUAAGUCUUUAACAACGUAACGACUAUUCAGGGUUUCCGUUAAGUUUAGAGUCAUGAAAACUAAGAGCUAAUAAUUUAUUUUUUCUUAUCGUGAUGUAGGUUGUUGGUGUCCAAUCCCUGGUGCAGAAGAAGCAGCACCAAAGAAAAAGCCUGAAGAGCCCUGUUGCUGCCCAUGUUGUUGUCCAUGCUGCCCAAGACCGUGUUGCCAUCAUCAUCACCACCAUUGCUGCUGUCCAUGUUGCCAUUGCUGUCAUUGCUGUCACUGCUGUCACUGCUGUCAUUGUUGCCCUUGCUGUUGCCAUUGCUGCCACCGCAAGAGGUCUCAAGGAGCCUUCUCGCCUUUCUUGGUCAAAAGAACGCUUUAUCAAUUUAAGGACUUUACUGCGGCUAAUCUCUACGCGCAGUCUGUUAACAAUGGACUAGGUUUAACAAACCUUCUUAAUGGACCUUUAAAGAGGCGCUGA